This is a messenger RNA of Zea mays, 1074 nucleotides long. RefSeq names its product S-norcoclaurine synthase 1. The transcript has 4 exons. Bases 1 to 1074 code for a protein of 357 amino acids. Lineage: Eukaryota; Viridiplantae; Streptophyta; Magnoliopsida; Poales; Poaceae. The record is from RefSeq and is a predicted model, not a curated record.
AUGGCCAGUGAGAGCAGAAUAUCACAGGUGGCUACAACGAUCCCCGUCAGGAACGUGCAGGAUCUUGCUGCUUACGACGCCGGCGAGCUAACGGCAGAUGCACUGGAGCGGUACAUUAGGCCGGACAUCGACAAGGACGCAGUCCUUUACGAGCACUCCGGUGAGCUUCCGGUGGUUGACCUUGGAAGACUCAACCCACAGCACUGGGAAGAGGAGGCGGCGGCCAAGCUCAGAUAUGCUUGCGAGGAGUGGGGAUUCUUUCAAGUAUUGAGUCAUGGAGUUCCAGAAGAGGUUAUGGUGAACAUAAAGCGCGAUAUUCAGGAGUUCUUUGAGCUGCCGCUGGACGUGAAGAAUGCUUACGCGCAAACCCCAGGAGACCUUCAAGGAUAUGGUCAAGCAUACGUUGUUUCCAACGAUCAAAAGCUUGACUGGGCAGACAUGUUUUGCAUCAUCAGUCAGCCUCCUCCGGCCCGUGACAUGAAACAUUGGCCGACUCAACCUCUUACUUUCAGGAAAUCCCUUGAAGAUUAUUCUGUUGAAUUGGAGAAAGUUGCUCACUCCAUUGUAACAGCCAUAGGAAAAAUUCUGAAUAUUGACCCAGAACUGAUGAGUGAUAAAUAUGCCGUGCAAGUUCUAAGGAUGAAUUACUACCCUCCGUGCACGUCGAUGCCCGAAAAGGUUUUGGGGUUUUCGCCUCAUUCAGAUGCAUCUUUUCUUACAAUCCUUUCGCAAGUUAAUUCAGUGGAAGGCCUCCAAAUAAGAAGGCAUGGUGCAUGGGUCCCAGUGAAACCACACCCUGAAGCAUUAUUGGUGAAUGUUGGAGAUCUCCUUGAGAUUAUGACGAACGGAAAAUUCAAGAGUAUUGAGCACAGGGUCAUGAUUAAUGCUCGCAAGGAACGAUUGUCGGUGUCUGCAUUCCACAAUCCAAAGUUUGAUGGGGUGGUUGCCCCGGUUACGGUGACUCCAACAGAAAAGCUUUUGUACAGGACUGUGAAAGUGGAAGAUUAUAUUAAGCAUCACUUGUCAAACAAACUAGAUGGAAAACGAGCAUUGGAUCAUGUGAAGACGUUCUAG